Megalobrama amblycephala (Wuchang bream) is the source of this 3218-nucleotide messenger RNA. It is a transcript of the gene sptlc2b, whose product is annotated as serine palmitoyltransferase, long chain base subunit 2b. Gene Ontology annotation, cellular component: serine palmitoyltransferase complex. Gene Ontology annotation, biological process: ceramide biosynthetic process; sphingosine biosynthetic process. The record is from RefSeq and is a predicted model, not a curated record. Gene Ontology annotation, molecular function: serine C-palmitoyltransferase activity; pyridoxal phosphate binding. Lineage: Eukaryota; Metazoa; Chordata; Actinopteri; Cypriniformes; Xenocyprididae.
GAGUGGGCGUAUCUUUGUCAUUCGACGGUUUGGUGGAUACGGGAACUCCAGUGAGAUUACACAAGUGAAGCAGGAGACACAGCACACAUCGCCGGCCUGUCAUGACGCUAAACUCCGCUAAACUUCUAAAUGGAGAUACCUUCCACCGGACGAAACAAGACAAGAAAGCUGUCGGAAAUGGGUUCGUGAAAAACCAUUGCUUAUUUCAGCAGCAGCAGAAGAGAUACCGCCGCCCGGCGGAGAAGAACCAUCAUGCUUCAUGCACUUCACCGCUUUACAACAAGCAAUUUGUGGAGUCGUUUGAGGAGACGCCACUACUGGUGGCCGUCCUCACUUACAUGGGCUACGGCAUCCUUACCAUUUUUGGCUAUCUGCGAGAUUUCCUGAGGGACUGGAAGUUCGAGAAGUGUCAUCUGGCCAGAGAGAGAGAACAGCAGAAGGAUUUUGUUCCACUGUACCAGGACUUUGAGAACUUCUACACCAGGAAUCUAUACAUGAGGAUUAGAGAUAACUGGAACAGGCCCAUAUGCAGUGUCCCUGGAGCCAAGAUGGACCUGAUGGAGCGGGUCACACCUGACUACAACUGGACCUUUGAACACACAGGGAAGGUUCUGAAGGAUGUUAUUAAUAUGGGCUCGUAUAACUACCUGGGCUUUGCUGAAAAUUCCGGCACAUGUGCUGAUGCUGCUUCUGAGUGCACUGUGAAAUAUGGCGUGGGGGUGAGCAGCACCAGGCAGGAGCUAGGAAAUCUUGACAAGCAUGAUGAGCUGGAGAAGCUGGUGGCCAGGUUUUUAGGGGUGGAGUCAUCCAUGGUGUUUGGAAUGGGCUUUGCUACAAACUCCAUGAAUAUUCCUGCACUCACAGGAAAAGGCUGUCUGGUCUUAAGUGAUGAGCUCAAUCAUACCUCUCUGGUUCUGGGUGCCCGUCUCUCUGGCUCUACCAUCCGCGUAUUCAAACACAACAAUAUGCAAAGUCUGGAGAAGUUGCUUCGGGAUGCUAUUGUGCAUGGCCAACCUCGAACACACCGGCCCUGGAAGAAGAUCCUCAUCCUUGUUGAGGGAAUUUACAGCAUGGAGGGCUCAAUUGUGCGACUUCCUGAGGUCAUUGCCCUAAAGAAAAAGUACAAAGCUUACCUUUACCUGGAUGAGGCCCACAGUAUUGGGGCACUAGGACCAAGAGGCAGAGGUGUGGUCGACUACUUUGGCCUGGAUCCAUCUGACGUUGACAUCAUGAUGGGCACUUUCACCAAGAGCUUUGGUGCUGCUGGAGGGUACAUCGGAGGAAAGAAGGAGCUGAUCGAUUACCUCCGUUUACACUCUCACAGUGCAGUUUAUGCUACCUCAAUGUCCCCACCAGUCACCCAGCAGAUUAUCACUUCUAUGAAGUGCAUUAUGGGAGAGGAUGGCACCACAUUAGGUCAGGAAAGACUUUGUCAGUUGUCAGAAAACACAACCUACUUUCGCAGGAGAUUACAUGAGAUGGGCUUUAUCAUCUAUGGGAACAAUGACUCCCCUGUUGUACCCUUGAUGCUUUACAUGCCAGCUAAAAUCGGAGCAUUUGGGCGGGAGAUGCUGAAGAGGAACAUUGGGACAGUGGUGGUUGGGUUCCCCGCCACACCCAUCAUUGAAUCCCGAGCACGCUUCUGUGUUUCUGCCGCCCACACGAGAGAGAUGCUCGACACAGCUUUAAAUGCCAUCAGUGAAGUUGGGGAUCUUCUCCAGCUGAAAUACUCAAGAAAAAACAGGCCCGGGAGUGAAGGAACUGACUGUUUUUCAUAUCUGGAGAGCCACCAGGACUAGCACUUUCUCACGAUGGUCUGAUUGUGUCUUUCUUCCACCCCAGAGCCACAUAUUUUUCCUGUUUGUCUGUUUCAUGUCUAACUUAUUCAGCAUUUUCAUGUUGAUUCAUUUCAGUGGACACUCAUUGAAGCCCACUAAUUGACCAAAUUUCAAGUCUUACCUCUGGGUUCAGUAAAGAAUAUUCAUUUCAUUGUGCAAUAUCAACUUUAUAGAGACUUGACGUCCCUGUGUUCAGCAUCAGAAAUGACCCAGGAUAAAAAGUGAAUGCUUUGGUGUCGGGACUAACAUAUAUGUGCAUUAGCAUUUUGAUCAAACUUCAACACAGUAUAAAAACACAUCAGAGUAUACAAAAUCAUUUUCUGAUAUUUUAUAAAAAAUAUUAUCAGCGUUUUUGUCUUGUUUGCCAUUAAAAAUAUCUAAAACAAGUAGAUAUUACUUGAAUUAAAGAUAUUACUCAGAAUUAAAGAUAAAUAUAUAUAUAUAUUCUCCAUUGGCAUAUUGUUUUUUUUCCUGUGUAAAGAAAAAAUGUGUAAGAUUUUUAAACUUAAUUCGAGACAUGAAUAUUAUCUGAAAAGUUUUGAUUUAAAUUAGACUUUAAUAAAAGGAAAAUUAACUAUAAUGCUAGAAAACAAGACAGAAAUCCUGAUUAUGAAAAUGACUUUUGCAGUGUACAGAAAAACAGCGACCAAAAAAUUAAACAGAAAUGACACCUUUUAUGUAUGAGGUGUUUUUCUACAUCUGUCAUCAUUUAAUGAGAAAUAAGCUUUAAAAUUAUAUAUAAACAUGAGAAAUCUACUUCAGAAGGAGAGAAUUUAUUAUAGCUAAACAGUAGAUAAGAAUGUGACUUUUCAUAUCCAUAUAAAUAUAUCUAUAAAAAUAUUGACACAUAUUUAUUAAUACAUUGCAGUGUAUCUGCAUUUAUCAUAUCAUACUAACUUUGGUCUUUUUGGUCUCCAAAUCUUAAUCUUUUUCAAAAUGCUAAUUUCAUUGCAUAGGUGACUUAAGCAAUGUCUUAAUGAACUUACACAGAGGAAUACUAACAUUCUCUGUUUAGUUUUUAUCAAAGCUUUCUAUUAUGGAAAACUAUGAUGUUUUAUCUUAAUUUGAGUUGUGGUACUUUCUACAAAUAGGGUACAGUUUCGUGUCCCUUAUCUGUAUCCUCCUAAUUUGCCCCCUAGUUUUGAUUUAACCAAUUAUUGAGAACAUAUUUUUGGGAACAUAUUUUUAACAUAUAACAUGGCCACGAUUUACUAAAAACAGAGAACAAUUUAUUAUAUCGUUUGCAUGAUUUACUGGGAACGAAAUGGUAAAAUGUGCUGACAUGGGAACAAAUUGUUCAUUUGUAGACACAAUUUACAUAUUUUUUUCCCACAAUUUGUGUGGGGCUUCAUAGCUUCUAGAGAGAUUUUUUUUUUUAUA